GUUCUCCUCGUGAAAAUGAAUCAACUAAAGUAGAGUAAGAGUAGUCCCUUUUAAGUAGUAUGAUCGUUUAUCAUGUGAUACAAACAAAACAAAAUGGCGAUCCCAAGUGCAGUUUUGGCUGCAGGAUGGAUUCCGUUUGUUGUUGUUAUUGUCCUGACCUUGUUGUUUUCGGCAAUAUACAUCCGUUAUUACAUGAGCAAAUAUGACAGUGAGCUGUCGACAACCCUGGCCACCAUCUUUGCUCUAACUAUCACCUUGCUCACAUCGGCCAUUGUUCCCGUCGACAUCUUCCUCGUGUCCUACAUGAAAACGUCUGAUGGAACAUUCAAGGAUUGGGCUAACAACUCCGCCUCCAGAGAGUCAAUUGAACAGUCAGUCCUGUAUGGCUAUUACACUCUGUAUGCCCUGGUGACGUUCUGUCUGUUCAUCUUGCUACCCUUCUUCUAUUUCUUCUAUGAGGAGAAGGAUGAGGGUUCCCCUGCAUCAUGCAAGAGCAGAUGCUGUACUGCUCUGAAGUACCUGAUCGUGUUCAUCCUGGUCGUGGCUGCUCUCAUGUUGAUUGGUGCGUUUGUCCCCACCAAGGGCGCACCCAAUGCUAACUCUACGGAGUGGAAGCAGAUAGAGGCUCUGUUCAAGGACCUGGCCAGCAAUGGGAUGGAAGAUUCACUGUCCUUCGUCAUCAGUGUGCUGAGCCUGCUGGGGAUGAUGGCUUUCAUCAUGUAUACGGCGUAUGGUAUGUCGGCCAUGCCUAUUGACCUCAUCAAGGGCCGUCUGAGCGCCAGGAAGGAAAAAAUGGAAGUGCGUGGUCAGAGAGAGGAAAGGGUAGAGAGGGCAGGGAGACGACAGGCUAUCAAGGACAAGUAUUCAAGUCGCAAAAGGUUUGGCAACCGUGACCAACAAAAUACUGAUGAGCAGGAUCGUUUGAUGGAAAGACAGCUGCGCCACCUGGAAGCCAAUGAUAGAAGCUGUAUACGGAAAUGUCUGCUGGUGCUACGUCCGUUUGAGAUGCUCUUUGGCUUUUUGUUUCUCCUUGUGGCCUUGCUCAUCUUCAUCUCGCUCUUGCUGACCAAUAUUGACAAAGCUAUGCACAGUAAAGGGUACAAGAUCGGCUACGCCCUGGCUCAGAGGAAGCUGCCUAACCCCAUAGACAUCGUGCUGGUCUUCUGUCAGAUGGUGUUCCCUCUGGACUACAUCUUGAUGUCUGGCAUCAUCAUGUACUUCGUCUUCUGCUCCAUGUCCGGCAUCCGCAACAUCGGCGUCUGGUUCCUGUGGAUCAGGAUGUACAAGAUCCGUCCCCGUCGCACACGCCCCCAGGGGCUGCUGAUGCUGUGCAUGAUACUGAUGUUCAUCGUGUUGGCCAUCAACAUCAUCGUGUACGAACUCACGCCACAAUAUUCCACCUUUGGCAGCCAGAAAUAUGGCAACAUGACUGGAGCAUCAAACACGACAUCUGUUCCACUGCAUCAGUGCACAACGGAGGUGGCAGAGGACUGUGUGGUGACAAGGAUGGCGCUGCUUCUGACGCGGUUCUUCUACAAGAUGUGGUUCUUUGGCGCAGCCUACUACUGGGGCACCUGGGUCUUCCUUGGGAUAUAUGUCCUUGGGUUCAUAAUUGCUGUGAUAAAGAAAAGAAAGUCGUCAAUUGAUGGGGAAAUUGACGAGGAUGACUUUGAUGAGAGUGACGAUGAAGACCUUCUUCGCGGCUAGACACAAUGCCUUUGGACUAUGUCACAAUUAGCUACAUCUGAUGUGAAUAAAAAUUACAUCUUAAAUAUGCAGCAGGCACAUUUUUUAUAAGAAAGGUACACAGUUUGGGACCUUUAUCACUGCAUAUGUUUAGUAUUAAAUCAGUUUCUCAAAGUGAUGAAAGAAAUAUUCAAGGAAAACAUUUAGGUAAUGUUUCCUUUCUGCAAAAAGAACAUGAGCACAAGAACAAACUGGAAUUCUGGUGUGUAUUUAUUUUCUGUAUAUUUAUUUCUGUUUUGAUUUCUUCUUUUUUCUCAUUAACUUGAUUUGAUGUAAUUCAUAACUCCAAAUGAUUAAUGCGUAAAGAUAGUUACAUGUUAAUGACUAUCAGAUGGUUACCUUAUUUAUUAGAUGUUUGCUUUGUCAUUGGUGUUUCAGUUUAAGAGACUGCAUGGCUGACACAAUGCCAUGGCUGUAUUCAAUUGUAACUCACUUAUUUAAGCUUAUAGAAUUCCUGUUAUUGGUAUUUUGGAAUCCAUUUUUUUCUGUGUUGUAUGUGUAAAACUUGUUCCACUCAUAUGUUCAUUACUCACUUAAUGUUGGUCUUCGGCAACACAUGAUUCUUGUAAAAGGCAACAACUGGAUAGGAUGGUCAGGCUCACUGACUUUGUUGAUGUAUUUCAUCUUAUCCCAAUUCUAUAGAUCGAUGCUUUUGAUGUCAAACACUGGAUUGUCUGGUCCAGAUUCAAUUAUUUACAGACUGUCGUCUUAUAGCUGGAAUAUUGCUGAGUGCGUAUAAGCAUCAAAUAAACAAACAAUACUCUCUUUAUGAGAAAGUGUAAUUUGUAAAUGUGUAAAUUUGUUUGUCCAUGUAUAUAAAUGUUGAUAGUGAUAUUGUACAUAAUGUGGAAUACAGUCAAACACCAUUAUCUCAAAAUACUUUAUCUCGAUUGCAGCGAUGUUUUGAACCUAUUCUCCAGCCCUGACCGCCUCACUAUAUAAAUGGGUAUAUAAACUUGACAGCUUAACUCGAAUUCGAGAUAAGAAUACAAAGCGCAUCUCAAACCUUGGACUUGGUCCAAACUUUAAUAUAGAAUCUUGUACCUUUAUCUCAAAGUUGACAUUUGCCACAUGGAUUAACCUGCUAAGCAUUCAAUAUAAUUUCAUGGGCUAAACCUGAUUAUUUUUCCUCUUUUAAGAUCAUGUGCUUGAAAAAAAGUGUUUUAAGGACUUGCUGGUACCCAUCUAUGUGCUAUUACCAUGUGCUUUCUGUGGGAUGUCUGUGAAGCACAUGUACAAAGUUUAUUCCUUUGAAAACAUUUUUGUAUUAUUGUGGGAAGUACUUAUAUUUCAUUUUUACAAACAAAACUGACAGUGAUUGAAAACAACUUGUGCAUAUCAAAGCUCUUGAUGACCUGUUCCAGCAACCUUUUUCUGAAAUAUGCUGAAAACACAAAAUUCAGACUUAAGGAUAAAUAGUCCUGUAUUCAAAUCUGGAGUAUUAUUUGAUAAUGUAAAUAUGUCCUUAUUUAUAUGUUUUUUUAUCACAAAUAAAUGAUUACUAAUAUAUCACAUGUGUCAAAUAUAUAUACAUGUGUCAUACAGCUCUAACAAGACCAUUUGCAAUGAACUGAGCUUCAUUGAUCAUGUUUGUUGUGUAAGGUAAAUGUGACUUGAGCCUUGUCAGCGACAUUUUGUAGAGCAGUUGUACAUAGCAAGAAAUAUUGCAGGUUAUACCCUGAAGUUUGUCUAUGGUUAUGUACUACUCAAAACAAGUUAAGGAACUCCUGAUUCUUUCAUACACCGAGAGGUAAAAGCGUUCGCUCGUCACGCCAAAUACCCAGGUUCGAUACCCGACAUGGGUACAAUGUGUGAGGCCCAUUUCUGGUGUCCCCCUCCCCCCUGUGAUAUUGCUGGAAUAUUGUUAAAAGCGACGAAAACCAUACUCACUGAUGUAUGGUAGAUUAACUGUACUAAUAUGAAAGAAUCAGGUGUUCUUUUGAGUAGUAAUGAUUUGAGGCUUGUCAGCUCAAUCGUAUUUUGACCAAGGAUUCGUUUUCAUAUUUCUGGGUUUGUGUUAUUGCUGUGAUAUAAACACAUUAAGCCAGGCCAAACUACUUUUUUUGUUUUAUAAAGUUUUCUUGGUCAAUGUACCCAAAGGCAAAAUACAAAAAUAUGUUAUCAGAGUUGAUUUGAGAAUAAUUUCCCCAAAAAGUGUUUGAAAUAUAAGAGCACAAAAUGUUUAAAUAGCUUUACUUCAAUCAAACAUCAUUUUAUUAAAUAUUUGUUUCACUUUUACAAAAUUGUGGAUAGGUUUGACAGUAUUACACAAAAACAUUAGCCCUGCCUUUAAGGAAAUUGAGUGGCUCAAACACCGGCACUUAUCUAAACAAACUCGAGCAGCAAUAAUUAGGGGCCAUGAUUGCUUAUUGCUUUUUGUAGUGUAUAUUUCAUAUUCAUUGAUGAUUUGAAAUAAACAUGCCACCACAAAUAUGA
This is a messenger RNA of Haliotis rufescens (red abalone), 4182 nucleotides long. RefSeq names its product probable lysosomal cobalamin transporter. The transcript has 15 exons. Gene Ontology annotation, cellular component: vacuolar membrane. Lineage: Eukaryota; Metazoa; Mollusca; Gastropoda; Lepetellida; Haliotidae. Gene Ontology annotation, biological process: protein localization to vacuole. Bases 94 to 1707 code for a protein of 537 amino acids. The record is from RefSeq and is a predicted model, not a curated record.